Pelobates fuscus (common spadefoot toad) is the source of this 6543-nucleotide messenger RNA. It is a transcript of the gene SHROOM3, whose product is annotated as shroom family member 3. NCBI's taxonomy places the organism in Eukaryota, Metazoa, Chordata, Amphibia, Anura, Pelobatidae. The record is from RefSeq and is a predicted model, not a curated record. The transcript is spliced from 12 exons. Bases 523 to 6510 code for a protein of 1995 amino acids. Gene Ontology annotation, molecular function: actin filament binding. Gene Ontology annotation, biological process: actin filament organization. Gene Ontology annotation, cellular component: apical junction complex; cortical actin cytoskeleton; apical plasma membrane.
CCGAGCACAAGUGCACGUUCCCUGGACUGUGAACUGCAAGAAGAAGUUGUAUCACAUUCCAAAGGAACCCAUGCAGAUUGGAAAGGGGAAAAAAAAGAUCUCAUUCUUUGAAUGCAAUGAACUGAAAAGAUAGUCUAUUGUAAUGGUAAGUCUGGAGGAGCUGGACAAGCUGCAGCAUCCAUCAAAAGCCACCAAUAUCGUAAAUAUUUCCCGAUUUACAUGUACGAUUUCAAACUUUCAUUUACCUGCACUGUGUAUAUCUACUUAUAUUCACCAAACAAGCUUCGUUUGAACAUGUAACACUGAAAUAACGGUAUCAACAAGAAACAGAAGAAAUAUUAAAAUCACAUGAAUGUGAUGGAUUGAGAGGCACCCAAAGGUUCAUUGUUGGGUGUGAAAGGUUGUACUCUGUGUGUGCAAGGUGCCUACGCAUGUGUUGCAUCCCCAGUGCCUUCUACAUGCAUCCCUGCAUGGGACUAGUGCCUUGACUUGGCCUGAAGAUUUAAUAACAAUGAUGUCCCAAUGACACUAACAGACAAAAUGGAUAGAACGUCUUCCUCCGCACAGACACCUGUCACUUUUACAUAUGUACAAGCAUUACUACAAGGCGGUUCUCCAUGGGGCUUCUCUUUGAAGGGUGGACUCGAGCACAGGGAGCCUCUAACCAUCUCCAAGAUUGAAGAGGGAGGGAAAGCCGAUGCACUGGAAUCCAAGCUUCUGGUGGGAGAUGAAGUAGUGAGGAUCAAUGGUGUGGAGCUCAGUAGCUCCAGAAGAGAAGCCAUCUCACUGGUGAAAGGCUCUUACAAGAAUCUCUUGCUAAUUGUACGAAGAGUGAAACUGGUCCCUGCAACGGCUUUCCAUGACAAUAUUUCAGUUUCAGAACAGGAAAACCUCACAGUGUUCCGUUCCAGCAGAUUCCAAGAACAAAGUGAAUUUAUUAAGAACGAUCUGGAUGAAUCUGUCCCUCAUAUACCCACCAAACCUGAAACGGUCCCAUUUGGCCCAUCAUCAGCAUGUUUAGGUGGAGAAUCUAAACUGAGAAAUAAGAACAGGCAAAGCGAGACUGUCAUCCGUCCCCACUCUUGGCAUUCAACCAAAUUACUGGAGCCCCUACAAAGUCCCAGCAUGAUGCAAAUAUCCCAGGGGACUAUAGGAUCUCCAUGGCACCAGGCCUAUCACUCAAGUUCUUCCACAAGUGAUCUCUCCAGCUACGACCAUGGGUACUUAAGACGGAGCCCUGAUCAGUACAGCUCCAGAGGGAGCAUGGAAAGCCUGGAGCACAUGCCACCUACGUUUCAUCCUUGCCACCACCAUCUCUCACCAGCUAAGUCCACCAAUUGCAUAGAUCAACUUGCUCAUCUGCACAGCAAAAGAGACUCUGCCUACAGCUCUUUCUCAACCAACUCCAGCAUACCUGAAUACCAUCAAAACUCGUUCUCUAAAGAGAGGUCCUAUUCAAUGGAAAGUAUGCACUCUCGGAACAAUUUACAAGAAGGGAUAAAGCACGCUGAUAUCCGGUAUAUUAAGACAGUCUAUGAUGCACAACGUGGUGUCUCUGAAGAGUACGAGGUGAAUUCAUCCUCAUUCAAGAACCGUAGCUAUAGUAGGCUUUCCAGUAACAACAGGAACAGCACUGGCUUGCACAGUAAAUUGGAGCAAAGCAGAGUUUUUUCUGAGAGUGACAGUCUUGAAAGGGGACCUCCCAUGCCACCUGCUCGAAGUGACAGUUAUGCAAUAACAAAGCACCACGAAAGACCCAGCUCUUGGUCUAGCAGUGACCAGAACCGAUCUUUAAGAACACAUUCCAAAGCAACGGGUGGCACUUGUAACCUGUCUCAACAGUUGAAACCAAUAUUUGGUGAAGGGCAGCUGCACACUGUUAUGGAGAAGAGUCCAGAAAGCAGCCCACUUACAAAACCUAAGCACAUUUAUUCACCGGCCCCACAACCUGGGCAGCCAAUGCUUCCUACAGGGAUCUACCCUGUGCCAUCUCCAGAGCCUCAUUUUGCACAUGCUCCGUCACCUCUUAAAAACAACAAUGGAAGGCUUUACCCAGCGCUUGCCAAAGAGGGUGCAUACACUCCAACACCUUCAGUCUUUCUGGGAAAAAAUGCAUCCGAUUCACCGUUUGAUAAUAAUGAAAAAGAUUCUCAAAAUCUCCACAAUAAAGCACCCGUGCAUUGUCCAACAAACCUCCCCAAUAAAGAUCUAGAUAAAAAUCAAGAUGGACCUGCAGGUUUAGCUCAGUACAAGCUUCAUUUUUCAGUUGGCCCUGAAAUUCCAACAAGUUCAUCAUUAACUGUCAACGAUCCAAAUGUCUCACAAAAAAGCCAAGAACUCCGCAGCAGCAAGCAACAAAUAAAAAAUGGGGUAAGAAUGACAACAAGAAAUCAAACCAAUAUUGAAAAACAAAGUAAAGGUGAAGUACUGGGGCUGCCUAUUAAUGCACAAAACAGGAUUUUGAACGAGGUACCAUUCCAGAAUGAAUUAAAGAUGAAACAGGAUACUUCAUCUCCAUCCAAUAUAGAAUCAUACAAAAAUGAAAAUAUUGAUACUCCUCAGGAUAAACAUUGGGGGAAUCUCCACAGUAACACCCCUUCUUCAAAUAAUAGACCUGAUGGAAGCCCUCGCCGGCAAGAUCUCAGAAACAAAUUAGACAAUCCAAGCUUUACAAAACACAUUGAAGAUGCUGGCAGUUCAGUGGUGCUUUCUGGCAAUCAGUCUGAGGAUACAUCUUUCCUCCCUCAGACAAAAAACUGUGAGUUUAGAAGGAGAUUAAGCUCUAGCAGCACUCAAAGUAGUCAAAGUGUACAGUAUAGCAAGGCAGAUGCUAAUAAACCACGAUCUUCAGUGCUAGAAAAGAUAUGUAAGAUUGAAGAAAGAGAGCAAGAGAGUCAUCGAUCCCAGGUCUCCUCUGGAAACCUUUAUGGCCAACAGACAGGGCAUCCUUCAAGGGGAUUGAACAACAGAGGAUCUGUAAACAGUAUUGAAGAAAUAAGAAACAGAUUUAACUCGCAGGAACACAAUCAAUAUAGUGAAAGGUGCAGACUUUCAAAUUCUCAAAGCACAGAGAAAGUUAACAAUGAGCAGAUGUUAAAAAGAGCUGGCAGUGUCUACAGCAUGGUGACAGGAGAGUCUAAAAAAGAUGGAGUAGACAGUCAGAUAGAUAAAGUAUCCCAGUAUAAGCAUGAACAGCGUGUUGUGGAAGCAGCACCAAAUGACGAUAAACGAAAAGUUGAUGCCCAAACAAUGCCAAAUAAAGACGCCCACUGGGCAAAUGCUUCACAAGACACUCUGGGAUUUAACAGAGCGUACAGGAACAGCAUCAAACAUGCACAGUCCAAGGUACUAGAGGCUACAUCUUUUAGACGCAAAGAUCUAGAGAUCACCCCACCACAAUAUAAGAAGCAAGAAAAAACCAUAAAGAGACCCACUUCAGCUAUUCUUCUGGGUAAGACUUCACCUGUGUCUCCCCAUGCUCCAAAGGAAAGGCACAGCAUUAAUCCAACAGAUAAUUGUGCCAAAUUCCAAGACAUUCAGAGUCUGGAAAACCAAGGGAUUUCAUUCCCUGUAACCCGUAUUGGGGCCAGGAGAAGGUUGACAGCUGAGCAAAAAAAGAGGUCAUACUCUGAGCCAGAAAAGAUGAAUGAAGUUGGAGCAUCUGAUAAUGAAUCAUCAGCUUUAAAUGUUCAAAAAAGAGGGCAAAACGUAAACUUCAUAGAAAACACAGUGGCAGACAGACGUAGAAUUUUUGAGCGGGAUGGUAAAGCUUCUUCAACAGUUAAUCUGUCAAAGCCAGAGCUUAAACAGCUCCAGCAAAAUGCCCUUGCAGACUAUAUAGAGCGUAAGACCGGUCGAAGGCCUUCUUCUCAAGAAGCUGGAUUUUUAAAAGAAAGGUCUCAAAGUACUUAUUUCACAGGGAGCAUGUUGGAGAGCCAGAGCAAUUCUUCUACAUCUAGCAUAAAUUUACUACAAGACCACAUUUCUUACCGUAGUAGGGAUACAAAAAACAGGCAUGUUUCCUCCACUCUUCCACCUGGUCUAACUGGCUUAUCUGAUCUAGCCAGCUUUGAGCAAGACAUUUGGCAAGAUAGCAGGGGCCGUAGUAGCUCUUUUGCCAAUCAAAGGUUUAUUGAUUACAGAACUAAAACAGAGUUUAGCAAAAGCACUCAAAUAGACAAUCGCAUGGAAUUAACUUCAUCAAGAGAUGGUGAAUUUGGGGAUAGAACAGUAGAAAGAGUGCCUGGUAAAUCAGCUUCUGCUGAGGAUUUGCUUGACACGUUACAGCCGACAACUGCUCUACAUGUGAGGUCACAGUCCACUCCAUCUGGUGGUAAGAAAAGCCAGGAUGUCAAAAACAUGUCUCGUGGAGGAGGAAGUCAAGUUUCCAGUAACACCAGAAGCAAAGAUGUAUGUCAGUUUGAAAAACAAUCCUUUCAUAGCACUUUACAUUCUCAUCCUCAUGACCACAGCAGUACUGCAGGAGGGAAUCACGUCCACCUUAAAACCAGUAUGGCAAAUCACAGCGUAGAUGUACAUAGUAAACAUGCCAGAACCCAAAGCCUUACACCAACAUUUGGAAAUUACAGCAGAAUCCAUGAGUCUAAGCCAAAUACUUUACCAUUAUCCAACCAGCCAACUCCUUCAAAAAUAGCUCACCCUACACAAGACUUCAUCACUGCUGAAGAAUACCUGUAUAUGGGAAAACAAGAUAAAUUAAGUAUUCCUUCAGUUGUAGUUAAGGAUGAGUCAGCUUUGGGUCUCACAUCACCUGAUCACAAUUCCCUUGAAGAUCUUACUGACAAUGCGAGAGCUUGGAAGGCACCACAGAGACCACCACCUCCAAAAAUAAAAUCCAUAAAUGAUGGGACUUUUAAACAGAAAACCAGCUCCUGCCCCUUAAUUGAAAACAAACUUUCUCCUGGCUGGACCAAUGAGCUGUGGAGCACCAGUUCUUCAGAAAAUGAGCCAUUGACGCCCCAUGGAAAAAUAUCUCUCCGCAUAUCUGAAUCUUGCCUUCAGUCAUCAGCUCCUGUGAUUCUGCAAGACGAUGAGGAUGAUGAGGUAUUUGUAAAAGAGCCUGAGAUGGUGGCAUUUUAUGAAGAGCCAAUUAUUGUACCUCCCACACCACCUUCUAGCCUAGAAGAUGUUCCCCUCAAUGAAAAACAAGAGACACUUCUGACUGCACCAACUGUACCACCCAGCAAGCAAGACAGUGAAGACAUUAUUCCUGUACAAGUCAAAGAAGACCUCAAUAAAAGGUAUCCUCUUGGCAGUGAGAAAUUCAGAGCACCCCUAAAUAUGGAAGCCUGCAGUUCCGGCAUGAUUUCAACCAGUGCACCCAUAAAAAAUCUUCUAUCAAAUCUUUCCACGUCAAUGCAAGCAGCUCAGCCAAUAGCAUCUACGAAGGGGUCAACAAAUCAAUAUGGUGAAGGUCUACCAGCCUCACAAGAAGACACAUCAUCAUCAUUGUCAAUGCAGUCCCCUACCUAUGAAAGUCACAGCACCUUAACUUCCUACAACACAAAAUUGAUGUCUCUGGAUGAUGUCAAAUCUCAGGAGCUUGCAAAGGAGAUUGUAAACAAGGACAAGUCUCUGGCAGACAUUUUAGAUCCUGAGUCAAAAAUGAAGACCACUAUGGACUUGAUGAGUGGUCUGUUUACAAAAAGCAGCGCUGCACUAAAAGAGAAUAGCAAGAAAUGGGAGAGAGACAAUAUGUUGCAAGAGAAGAUAACAGAAAAUGGAAAUAAAGAAGAGAAAAGGGAAACAGCAGAAAUUGCACAAACUAGCUCUGCAUUUUCUUCCUUGUCAGCACCCAAGGUAGAAGAUCAAGACACUAAUGCAGGUGUGAGGGACAGACUGGACAGUAUGGACAUCAACGAGAAGAAGGCUGAACUUAUUGACAACAUUACUCACAAACUGGAGAUUAUGAAAGAUGCCAAGGAAAGCCUUUUGCUUGAUAUCAAGAUAAACAACAGCCUUGGAGAAGAGGUGGAGACCCUAAUUGAAAGUCUUUGUAAACCCAAUGAGUAUGACAAAUACAAAAUGUUUAUUGGAGACCUGGAUAAAGUGGUGAAUCUCCUACUCUCCCUCUCAGGACGUCUGGCAAGGGUAGAAAAUGUCCUUAGUCGCUUAGCUGAAGAUACGAAUGCUGAGGAACGGAAAACCUGGAGUGAGAAGAAAAAGCAGCUCUGCGGUCAGCAUGAGGAUGCUCGGGAGCUGAAGGAGAAUCUUGACCGUCGUGAGAAAUUGGUGAUGGACAUCUUAGGAAACUACCUCACAGGGGAACAGUUUCAGGAGUAUCAGCAUUUUGUCAAAAUGAAGUCGGCUUUACUUAUUAAACAGCGGGAGCUGGAUGACAAGAUUAAACUUGGCCAGGAGCAACUUAAGUGCCUAUUGGAAGGUUUGCCUAGUGAUUUCCAAAUCGGAGGGAAAGUGCCUUUGACAGAAGGAAGUAUUUCAUCUUUUGGAAAUAUGAAUAUACCUCCACCACUGACCUCUUCACUUUAAUAUUCCAUGUAGAUGAUUCUGGCUAACAAAAAU